AUGCAGGGCUCUGCAUCCUACCCUGCUGCUCUUGGGGGCAGCAAAUGGAUCGCAAGCUUCCUAGCGAAACACCGAUAUGGCGAUGGCAUCUACGUUCGUACCUCUACCAGAGCUUCUUCGCCGCAAGAAGUCAAAUUCCGUGACUUUGUCAAGAAGAGUAAAGCGGAGCUGAAAAAUGUAUUCUCUGCAAAUGGAAAGAAACGGUCCGAGGCGGGCGUCGAUGAACUACGCAACGCAAACGAAACUGACGCAGAACGAAAGAACAACAAACUAUCCUGGGCAAAACUGUUCGACACAAAGUCAGGAAACAAGCUUCAUAAGCGGGCAAAGUCCGCUCCUAGUGACAUCCAUGUCCCACAUCAGCUCGAUCCCAUCACUGAAGUCGGAGAAAGCAGCGAGACACAGGCCAAUCUCGUAUCUGUCAGCACUUCAUCCCGAAAGUCUGUCGGCCAGAGCCCUCAAUGCUCUGCUACCCAUCAAACUAACGGUGACGACGUGUCUGUUACGACAACAGGUACAACUAUACUCCAGCAAGCUAACCUUCAGUGCAUCUCUGAAGGGGACGCUCAUGAUGCCGCUAUCAACGAUGAAAGCAUUGCGAUCGGCGGACGAAACUGUACAUCCAACCCAUCCACGCAUCUCAGCAGUAGGAACUCAAGUGCCACCGAAGACGAAUGCCCUUCUCAAGACGAAAGCGACAACACAUCAGAUGGCCAUGGUGCCUCAUUGGCACGUUACGAGCUUCUUAAAUCUCAAAGAGAAUACUUUGUUGAUCUACAGAAAGACAUUACUCGACAGAUAGAGGCGACCGAGCUAGAGCGUAUUGAUCUACGGAACCGCGUCACUGAAUAG
This is a messenger RNA of Fusarium musae, 852 nucleotides long. RefSeq lists its product as uncharacterized. The transcript is spliced from 4 exons. The coding region runs from base 1 to 852 and encodes 283 amino acids. The record is from RefSeq and is a predicted model, not a curated record. Lineage: Eukaryota; Fungi; Ascomycota; Sordariomycetes; Hypocreales; Nectriaceae.